CAGCCGAGAGAGCUCGCGUAAGCCGCAUCAUCUUGCGUUGAUACUCCGCGACAGUGAAAUUGUGAAAAAUAUUACAUUAAAAUUGUUUUAGUUCAUAACUUUAAAUAUCAAUUUACUCCUAAUUUAUGCUCACUAGAGACACAUUAAAACAGAAAGACAUGCGAGUAAUGGAAAUAAACAAAUAAAGAAGUAAAAGCAUUAAACAUAAAGAAAUAGGACGUAGUAUUAUCAAGGUGGAGUGAUAUUUUGGGUAUCAGGGCAGUCUGCCAGAUUAAUGUAUGCGGUUCGGUGGAUUUUAGACGACACAAUUGCAACGAUUUGUAAACAUUAAUAUAUAGUAUCAAACAUAAUAUAUACUGAAUGUUGUGAACGUAUAACGAGACCAAUAAUAUACAUUGUAAAGUACUAAUAAAUAAACUUCAAAAUAAUGUGUGCGCCAAAAAAUGGAUUUCCUAAUAAAUUAGACUAAAAUGUAGAGUUUUAAGAAUUUCAUAUAACUAUAUUCAAAAAUGAGUGUGGAACUUGUAAAAGCAAAUGUCGAGGCUGGCUUACAGCCCCAAAGGUCCAGUCGAGGUCCAGUGCGGAGAGGACCUGGUCCCCCCAAAAAGUCAAUAGCCAGUCGACUUUGGGACCUAUUGCAACCACUAGCGAGAUUAUGGGGUCUCGUCACUGCUGUUGUAAUGAGCGGCGCUGGAACGGAACUUUGGGUCCUGGGAUAUGAAGUAGCACCUGCUUUACUAGUGGGCGCAGCUCUAGUACUAAUACUAGAGACGAUGUGGGUGGCCGCGUUGUUCGUGGACCUUUUAUGUCGCCGUGGGGAGUACACACUGUCCUUGCGGUGCUGGGACUUCAUGCGGUGGUCGUGCGGUCGAGCGCGCGCUCCGUUCUACGCAUGCGCCGCCACAGCACUGCUGUUUGCCAAUCUCAGGCUAUUGUCCACAAUAGCAGGUGGAAUGUUACUAGUACUAGCGGCACUCCGAGCGGCUGUGCCUUUCUCUCCUUACGCGACCCACGGUCCACAUUCGCCAAGAGCCGGCAGCUCCUUGCUAAGCCAGCACGACUCGCCGCUUCCCGACGUGUUUUAUAACGCGGCACAUACAGAGGAAGAUAGGAGUGAAGAGAUGACCGUUCUCAGCAUCAAAACUCCAGAGAGGUCUCGUUCCGUCACACCGAAGCCAGCUCUUGUCGAGUUUUAAACUGAAUGGAUGAAAGUGCAACAAAAAGAAAAACUUUGUUAUGUAGUGAUAUAUUUAUAAUUACGCUUUAUUCUAAGUCUAAAAUUUGGAGUGCAAUAAUAUUAAAUUCGCACUUUUCAGCUCAAGCUAAAUUAUUUCGUAUGUAGUGUUAAUUUAGGUACCUAUUUAAUAAUUGUAUAAUUUUUAUAUGAAUCAUCUGUGAUAGAUUAGAGUGUAGUUAUUACUACAUGGUACGAUGGAAAAUACCUAAAUAUAGUAAUGAUAAACUU
Molecule: messenger RNA, 1465 nt
Organism: Manduca sexta (tobacco hornworm)
Lineage: Eukaryota; Metazoa; Arthropoda; Insecta; Lepidoptera; Sphingidae
Exons: 5
Coding region: 510-1196 (228 amino acids)
Source: RefSeq, a predicted model, not a curated record